AAUCGAGGCAGGGGACGCAGCCACGAUCUUGGCGGCCUUCGCCUCACCCAGCUGGAACCAGAAUGUUGAGACCAACCUCGUUUGCUAGCACGUUUCCCCCGUGCGUGAAGAUUUCUAAGCCCUCAGCUUCGUGACGUGGGAGGGGAAACCGAGGCACGCCACAGCGGCAUUCGCUGCGUGGGAAUCUGCUGCCUGUCUAGCUCAGAAUCUGUUCCCGUUAGACCUCAGGUAGAGGUUCCUCUGACUCACGCCGGUCCAGUGAGAAAUAUCCUUACUUAAAUCCUGCUCUCGCCACCCUCUGCCCCCCCCCAACCCCCAGUGGCAACUGCUUAUUUCCUUAAAUCUUAUCUUUUAUGCUGACUUUCAUAUUCUCACUACAGCAGUAUUCCUUUCACACACAUAUACACACACCUUUCAGCAUUCACUCUUGGCUCCUCCUUUGCUUUUAAGGGCCAGUAGGCUAUUGUGGUUGGCAUUUGGGGUCAGCUGCAAGCAAAUAACUCAGAUGCCUGGUUCAUACUUGGAAAUUUCUAAAAAGCACUUUAGAACUUCCUAAAAAGAGUUGGUUUCAAGUUGGUUUCUGUUUUGGACUUAGCUGUUCCAUACUUGUGACCUUGGCCUAAUCACUUAGCCUCGCUAAGCCAGUCUUUGUUGUAUUAAAAAAGAAGCUUCAUGAGAUCAACCCUUAAGGCUCUACUUCUUAGCUCCAAAAUUCUUCAUCCUCUCAAACCAGGAUAAAACUCUUGUAGAAUGUGGUAACUCGUUUUGGCAUGAAUAAUUGUUUUUUACAUUUGCUAAACUAUGUAUUCCAUUGUGCAUUUGUGUGCCUAUUGUUGAGGUGCUUUUUGGAGUUAACAAAUGCAGUAUGUGAUAUUUUUCUUUUUCCUCCCCCCACCCCCACUGAACUUUCCCAUUUUAUUUUCUUUAGGCUGACUUUCAACCUAAGAUCCUGGAUAUUCUCCUACCUAAGAUUUUGAGUUUACAGUACAAACAGUGAAAAUGGCACAGUCUGCAUUAACAUCCCAUAACUGGAAGGCAUGACACUUAAAGAACACACAUGGACUUGGGGCACAUGGAAGCGUGUACACAGAAAAAGGAAAUCUAUAAUUCCUUAAAAGUGGAAAGGCAUUCUUUACCAAAAUGGGUACAUUCUGCUCAGUUGUCAAGUUUGAAAAUCUCCAAGAAUUAAAAAGACUCUGUCACUGGGGUCCCAUCAUAGCCCUCAGUGUUAUAGCAAUAUGUUCUACAAUGGCCAUGAUUGAUUCUGUGUUGUGGUAUUGGCCUUUACAUACAACUGGAGGGAGUGUGAAUUUCAUCAUGUUGAUAAACUGGACUGUCAUGAUUCUUUAUAAUUACUUCAAUGCCAUGUUUGUUGGUCCUGGCUUUGUCCCUUUGGGAUGGAAACCGGAAAAUUCUCAGGAUAGCAUGUAUCUCCAGUAUUGUAAAGUCUGCCAAGCAUUCAAGGCCCCUCGAUCACAUCACUGCAGAAAGUGCAACAGAUGCGUGAUGAAGAUGGACCAUCACUGUCCUUGGAUCAACAACUGUUGUGGUUACCAAAAUCACGCUUCGUUCACACUGUUUCUCCUUUUGGCACCACUGGGUUGUAUCCAUGCUGCUUUCAUUUUUGUUAUGACUAUGUACACACAGCUUUACAAUCGGCUCUCCUUUGGGUGGAACACCGUGAAGAUUGAUAUGAGUGCAGCGAGGAGAGAUCCUCUCCCAAUUGUUCCCUUUGGAUUAGCUGCAUUUGCUGCCACCUUAUUUGCCUUGGGAUUAGCUUUAGGAACAACCAUAGCUGUUGGGAUGUUGUUUUUUAUUCAGAUGAAAAUAAUUCUCAGAAACAAAACUUCUAUUGAAUCAUGGAUUGAAGAGAAGGCUAAAGAUCGAAUUCAGUAUUACCAGCUAGAUGAAAUCUUUGUUUUCCCCUAUGAUAUGGGAAGUAAAUGGAAGAACUUUAAACAGGUAUUUACGUGGUCAGGAGUGCCUGAAGGAGAUGGAUUAGAGUGGCCGAUAAGAGAAGGAUGUCACCAGUACAGCUUAACAAUAGAACAGUUGAAACAAAAAGCAGACAAGAGAGUCAGAAGUGUUCGCUAUAAGGUAAUAGAAAAUUACAGUGGUGCCUACUGUCCUUUGAAUAGAGGAAUAAAAACUUUCUUCACAAGCCCUUGCACUGAAGAGCCUCGAAUUCAGCUGCAGAAAGGGGAAAUCAUUUUAGCCACAAGAGGAUUACGAUACUGGCUGUAUGGAGACAAAAUUCUUGAUGAUCCCUUUACAGAAGGUGUUUCAAGAAUAAGAGGCUGGUUUCCCAGAAACUGUGUGGAAAGGUGUCCCUGUGAUGCCGAAACAGAGCCGGCCCCAGAAGGCGAGAAGAAAACCAGAUAGCCACUGCUAGAGUGAAAUUCGUCACUUAAUUCGACUUUAUUACUUGAAAAUUGUACAUAUUACUGAAGAAUUAUGCAAUGAACCUACUCCAGUCAAGGUGUUCUUUUCCUUAAAGGUGCCCUAGUGCCAUGAUUUCAUAUUUUUAUUACCAUUUGGAAAUGGAGAAGCCAUUCGGUAUAUGCCAUUGAAUCCCUGCCCACAUUACCACCUUUUUCUUCCCCCCAAAAGAGAUAUUUGCCAGGCAUCAGUGGCUGACGCUUGUAAUCCUCUCAGGAGGCUGAGAUCUUAGGAUCAUGAUUGAAAGCUGGCCUAAGCAGGAAGGUCCGAGAGACUCUUAUCUCCAAUGAACCACCAAAAAGCCAGAAGUGG
This is a messenger RNA of Perognathus longimembris pacificus (Pacific pocket mouse), 2751 nucleotides long. It is a transcript of the gene Zdhhc6, whose product is annotated as zinc finger DHHC-type palmitoyltransferase 6. Gene Ontology annotation, biological process: protein palmitoylation. Gene Ontology annotation, molecular function: palmitoyltransferase activity; protein binding. Bases 1141 to 2382 code for a protein of 413 amino acids. Lineage: Eukaryota; Metazoa; Chordata; Mammalia; Rodentia; Heteromyidae. Gene Ontology annotation, cellular component: Golgi apparatus. The record is from RefSeq and is a predicted model, not a curated record. The transcript is spliced from 10 exons.